Molecule: messenger RNA, 7897 nt
Organism: Mus pahari (shrew mouse)
Lineage: Eukaryota; Metazoa; Chordata; Mammalia; Rodentia; Muridae
Gene: Cep295
Product: centrosomal protein 295
Exons: 28
Coding region: 103-7476 (2457 amino acids)
Biological process (GO): regulation of centriole replication
Cellular component (GO): centrosome; centriole; cytosol
Source: RefSeq, a predicted model, not a curated record
UACCCAAACGGCUGCUGGGUAGCCGGCCGGGUGCGGGUGCCCGUGUGUCGUGAGGUCCGAGCACACUCGCUGUCAGAUCCUUUAUAUUUAACAUACUCAGAAAUGAAAAGAAAGGGAAUGAAUACAAAACUGAGAUUGAGUCCUAGUGAAGAAGCCUUCAUUCUGAAGGAAGAUUAUGAAAGAAGACGAAAACUACGAUUGCUACAGGUUCGAGAACAAGAAAGGGGCAUUGCCUUCCAGAUAAGAGAAGGCAUAAAACAGAGGCGAAGUCAGCAGGUUUCUCACUUGGCUGAGGAGCUAAGGGCAAAAUGGGAAGAAGCACAAAGUCAGAAAAUACAGAACUUGGAAAAACUGUAUUUGGCAAGUUUAAGACAUAUGGGAGACGGACAUCGACAGGCUAAAGAAAAUGAACCUGACUUGGAUGCUCUUUCUCGGCGGGCAGCAGAAAGAAAAAGAAAAGCAGAAGUGAGGCAUAAAGAAGCCCUAAAAGUGCAGAAAAAUCAAAAAGAAAUGUUAAUGAAACAGAAAACCAGGCACAUAAAAGCUCGAAAGGAAGCAGUGCUUGUGGAAAAACAGAGAUCUGCUAAAAUGGCCAGGCUGCCACCGCCUAUUCCAUCCCCCUUUGAGAACAUUGACAUGAACAGAAUUCCUUCAUUGAAAACUAACAGUUCCACCUACCAUCAUAUUUCCACCUUUGUGAGUACACAGAUGGGUACAAAGCAGCCAGAUGCUCAUUUGGCUGCUGAAGAAGAAGCUAGACGAGUGGAAAGACUACAGCAACAGGCGGCACAGGAGAGAGUGGAACAGUUUGAAAGGGCACAUGUGCGGGGAUCCCAAGCCAUGAAAAAGAUCCACUUGGCCCAAAACCAGGAGCGAUUGAUGGAAGAACUCAAACAGCUGCAGAAAGAGGACCUGGCCCGUAGGAGGCAGACCGUGGCACAGAUGCCGCCACAGCUGCUGGAACUGCCAUACCGACGGAGUGAGAUGAAGGAAGACUGGCAGCGCGAGCUGGAGUUUGCCUUUGAAGAUAUGUACAAUGCAGAUAGGGAGGUGAAAGGAAACCUGAUUUUGCAUCUUAUGCCAGAACCUUUGCCUACGUUGUCUGAUCAGCUCCAAGAUGAAGAACUGGACCUUUCAAUGGAACAAGAAAAUCAAGUGCCCUUGGCAACAAAGAUCCAACAAAUCCCCUCAAGAAUUCUUUUUAAAAGAUUAUUAAACAAGAUUAGAAGUCAACAAUCUCUCUGGACAAUUAAAUCUGUGUCUGAGGAUGAAGGUGAGGUGACUUCAAGCAUCACUGAGAUUGAGAGUAAAGUACCAAGCACGGACUUGGGAGCCAUUUCCACGGAGGAGAAAACAGCGGUGACCUUUGAGCAGGAGCAAGUCAUGGACAGUGAUAGGCUGACGAUAGAAUCUGGACCACUGAGCAGUGAAGAUAAGCCAUUGUACUACAAAACAGGGACUGGAAAGGAACAAGCAAUGGCUGUGUCUCCAUCUGCCACAGCUGUGGCUCAGAGUUCAGUCCUGCUUCAUCCUCAGGAAGAAGCAGUCAGAAUUCGAAUGUCAUUAAGGCGAAAACAGAUACUGGAGAUAGAAGAGCAGAAGCAGAAGCAGCUGGAGUUACUUGAGCAAAUUGAGCAACAGAAGUUAAGGUUAGAAACUGAUUGUUUCCGGGCUCAACUGGAAGAGCAAAGACAGCAAGCUGAUCAGCUUGAGGUUUGCUGUGCUCCAAUGUCACAUGCUAUGAUUUCUGAUGAAGACUCUCACAGGCAGAUGAUUCGUAACUAUCAACAUCAGCUUUUACAACAAAACAGGUUACACAAGCAGACUGUUGAAACUGCCAGGAAACGAUUACUCGAAUACCAAACUAUAUUAAAAGAAAGAUUCCCAUCCCUGUCAGCCGCAGCACUAGUACCUGAUUCUGUUGUGUCAGGGCCACCACAGCAAUCCCAAAAGCCUGCUGCUGCUGCUUCAGACUAUUGGGAGCCAAGCCAGAGACUGAAACUAAGUCCCAGCAAAUAUCAACCUGUGCAACCCUCACAGAUCCCUGCAUUAGAGCAGAGUCAUAUUCAGGUACCAAGACACCGUCACAUUCCACAGAGGCAAGGAAAAACGACUGUAUCAGAGAUGUUAUCUAAGCAGCCUAUGGAGUCACAAGAACGUCAGUGGCAGGUCUCUCAGGUGGAAACACAUCAGAGAGACUAUGAGUUCGUCCUUAAAGAUUCUCAUUCACUUUCAAGGACUUUGUCUUAUGUUAGGCCACAAACAUUACAAGAUGCUAGAGAAGUAUCUAAACCACCUAGGGCAAUAAUUUGUCAGAGUUUAGAUUCCCAACAGAUAUCAUCAGAGGAUAGUGAAACUAUAUCUUCUAAGCCAACUGAACCAUCUUUUCUCCCACUGGUACCUGAAUGCCCUUUUACUAGUCUCCCAGUUAAACUCGAAUCUGGAACAAUUCAGAAACCCUUUACAACCAUAAACCAGUCUGUAGUCAGUCAAAUGCAUGAUCAACCUUUGUCAUCCUCAGAGACUAUUACAGCUCAGCAGGAUGACUUAAGAUUUCUUCAAGAACAGUUAGAACUACAGAAGAAAGUUCUUCAGGCAAGACAAGAGGCUCAGGAAAAGGUGCUUUUAUGCACACAGAAAAAACUGGAACAGCAGACUGGUCUCCCAGUAUUCCUCCCUUCACCGGUUGGAAAUAUAUUUCCUUCAUUGCCCUCUGCCUCAGCUGAAUCAGGAAACUUUCAGUCAUCUUCAACAAAAAGUGAUGCCACUGUUUCCUCAGACAAUAUGGACAGGCUUUGGGAUUCUUCACAACCCAUCUCAUCACAGCAAACUAAUUUAGAAUUUCCCCAAGAGCAGUUCAGUGUUGAGAAGGAUAACCUCCAGGCUAGGCGGGAAGCCCAGGAGGUCUUGUUUGCACAUACACAAAGUAAGCUGGAUAAAAUUGUACAUUCUGAACAAGCUGGGUCUUCUUGGCCACAUCAGGUGGCUCAGCAGUCAUUUAGUUCACUAACAUUCGCUGAUACUCAACCUAGCAAAAUCCAGAAACAGCCUUUACCUACAAACAAGAAAGGACUACUCCCAAGCCAGUCUGAAGUCUCAAGAGCUCAGGAUGGAUCUUCAGGUUUUCUACAGCAGACCCUACCUCUCCAGAAUACUUUAAAUUUGCUUCAAGAACAGCUGACUAUUCAGAGGGGUAUGAUUCAGCCUAGACAUGAUGCUCAAGAGACAUUACUUUUAUAUAAAGAAAGAUGUUCAGGAGACAGUGAGGUUGGGCCAGUAGAUUCACUCUCCUCAGUGGUUGUUCAGCAUUCAGAUGCUUCUCAUGCAGUUUCAGAAGUUGUACCUAAGAGGCUCCAGGAACUGUAUUCAUCUAAUAAAGAAAAUACAGUUCUCUCCAGUCAUUUGAUCACCUCAGCAGUUCAGGAGGAGUCUCAUGGCUUUCCACAGCACAGCCUGCCAAGACAAGAACAUUUUACAUCACUCCAGGAAGAGACACACAUUCAGAGGGUUAUACAUUGUACUAGAAAAAAAAAUCAGGAAUUUGCUCCCAAACAAAAUGAAUUAGAAAAGGGCCUCUGUUCUCAACAGACUAAUGCCUUGUCUUCUCCAUCCCAAGUAACUGAAAGGGAAAUAUUCCAGGAGUCUGUAUCAGUCAAAAGUGAUAGUACAGAUCCCUUAAGACAUUUUAAGAUUCCAGGAUUUCGGGAAAGACUAGUUAGAGUUUCACAACAUACAUUCCCUCUACAAGAUAAUUUGCAGGAACACCAAGAAUGGGUAGACACAGAAAAAGAGAGCUUUCAAUCUAGUCCUCAAACUCCAGACAAUCCAUCUUCUCAACAGACAGGCUUUUCGUCCUUCAAACCCUCAUUAAGACUGCCAUCGUGUGUGUCCUUUCCGUCUGCUGACUCUGGUAUAACAAAGCACCCUCUCUCAACAGAGAGUGACAGUAAAGUAAAGUCAAGCCAUCUUCAGAUACCAGAACUGCAGCAUAGACUUUCGACGAUAUCCCAGCUCAUCCAGCCUCAACAAGACUGUUUGAAGGCCCUUCAAGAACAAUUAGCUACACAAAGGGAAGCCAUCAUCCACUCUAGACAAGAAGCUCAUCGAGAAACACUAAGAGAAUGGAAGGAAAAAAUAUUCCCAAAGCAGGUUGGUCCAUUUUCUCCCCUGAUACAGCAACAUUCACUUGCUUCAUUCCCUGUUUCUGAUACUGAAAGAGCACAAGAACUGUGUUCAACCAACAGUGACACCAUAUCUUCACGUUAUUCUGAGAUGCUGGAGUUGCCUGACAGUACAUUGGCUUUAUCACAUACUGCUUUACCUCAGCAGAAUAAUCUGACUGCACAUCCAGAACACCUUCAUGCACAAACAAAUUCCUUUCACUCUACUGAGAAAGCCCAAGGAGGGUUGGUGUUUCCCAGACCAUGUAAAUUUGAAGAGAUGUCUGCUGAGCAUUUUAUCCAACCUCAACAUGAUGACUUAAAGGCACUUCAACAGCAGUUAGAUAUGCAAAGGGAAGCCAUUAGAUCUGGCCAGGAAAUGCAAGAGAAAAUGCUUUUGCAAAGGUUAAAUAAAUUGGAGCAAAGGGUAUCUUCCAAACAAAUUAGCUCCUCUCCAUUUUCAUCCCAGGUAGCACUGCCCAUUGCCAAUUCUGACGGGACCUUACAGUCUUUCCCAACUAAAAGUGAUGAUACUGAGAUGCUCAGGUCCCAUGAUGAGUAUCUGAGCUUUUCACAGCCUUGUCUGCCUCUGCAGGAUAACAUGAGAGAGCAAUUGGACUUAGAAAAGGUAUUUCAUAAAGAACUGCUUUUACACAAACAAAAGAGCCAAAACAAAAGUGAAUCAUCUGAGCACUCCCUCCCUCCUUUGGUUCUGUCCAAGGAACUAGAGCAUCCAUUCAUUCCACUACCUUUUGCAGAAGCUAAAUCUAAAAGCAUUUGUGAGUUGUAUUUAUCUGAAAAGGAGCAUGCAGCUCCUAACGAUGCUGUGAUCCCAAGAUUGCAGGACAGACUUUUAAGCUAUUCCCAACCUAUCUUAACUCAGCAAGAUAACAUGAGUCUUCAGAAGCAGCUGAAUCUACAAAGAGAAGCUCUACACUCUAGGCAAAAAGCCCAAGAAGAAUUGCUUGUGCAGAGACAGACAUCCUUACAGCAGCAAAUCCAAAAACACAGAGAGAUUUUGAAAGAUUUCUUUAAUGUCAGUCAGGCAAGGAAUCCCACAGGUGAGAAUGACUUGGAAAUGCAGAAGAUAGAACAGCUUGGAGGGUGGUUUCCUCGCACCCAAGGCCUUACUUGGGGAGACGCAGGUCAGGGGAGCUCUAAUGGUGAGCAGCCACGUUCAGAUGUCCAUGCUGAGCACAAUGGUGAGAGUCUGGACAAAGAACUGAGUGGUAGAGCCCCAAAGCCACCUGUCUCCAAAGUUAAAUGUGUUUUGGACUUAUACCAGCAUGAACUUAGUACUAUACAGGAAGUAGAGUCACCAGCAAGUGGCAGAAUUUCCAUGCCAGGAAAAGCAGAGUUUUAUCAAGACCGAGACCCAUUAAGGGUCUCAGUAAGCAGAGAACAGAGUUUCUUGGAGAGCCCACUGGCACAUGAUCCAUUUGGUUGUCAUCAAACACCUGCCCAAGAGAACAGCAAAAGCCAUGAUGACAAUGCUGAAGCAGUUCAAGUGAAGAAAUCUGAUGUUGAGGAUCAUGCAGUACUGAGUCAUGCUAUCUCAAAAGAAGCAGCGUGUUCAUACCUGGGUCCACUUGUAAAGCCAGACAAUGAGGCUGAAACACAAGAGAUUUCUCAGGAGCCAUUGUCUUCAGUAACUGUUUCUACUGGAAGCUUCUUAAGUUAUGAAAUCACAGAUUUGAGCCUUACAGAUCCAGAGUCAUUUUCAGAACAGACAGAGCAUCUAGAACAAGAAUCUACCAAUAAGCAGGAAGAGACUGAUCCUCUUAGUUUUGUAGUCCCUUCAAUACAAGUUAUUUAUCAGCAGCAGCACUCCUUAUGUGCUCAUAACUCUCUGUUGCCCAUGGAGGAAGAAAGUACAUCUGAUCAUACACAUGUUCAGCAGAUCAUGGACAAGGAUGUGAAUGAAACAGAUUUGAUACCUGACAGAAGAGACUUUCAGGUUCCAGCUGUGGACCUUGACUUUCGAGAAUUGGAACACAUAUUUCCACACUUGCAUCGUCAGCUCUUUAAACCCUUAGAACCGCAUCUAGAUUGUGACUUACCAUCCCCUGGGACAUCUCAAGACGACAGAGACUUUUGCCAGGAGAGCUCGGCAUCUUCAUCUGAAAAACAUGUUAAGGCAUUGUCCACAAGCACAGUCUGCUUCACAGCACUGACGGCCAGCUCACAUUCUCCUAACCCAAGGCUGAGCCAACUUGAUACUAACCAGGCUCCUGCGACAACUGAGGGAUCUGAACAGUCUUUUCAACAGCUUCGACCAGAAUUCUCUUCACAGGAAAGUCAACAUGCUGACCUACCCAGUAUCUAUAGCAUUGAAGCAAGAGGGACUUCCCAAAGCAUGGAAAAACAGAACUGUUCUGAAAUAUUACAAAAUAAAAAAAAAAGUACUUCUCGCCAGCCCUCAACAGAGAAUUUGAGUCCUGCCUGUGGAUCAUCUGAUACUGCUCUAUUUGAUCAGUUACACCUGCAGCACAGCACUCCGUGUGGUACUAUCUCUAGUGAGUGCUCAGUAAAACAAUUAGAAAGCAGACAAGAAAUGUUCGGGUUUGAAGAGCUGUCGAGAAGAGCAGUUACAAUAUCACAAAGACUCACUGAAGAUGAAAAUGUAGUUCUACCUAUAAAUCCACAUGUAGGAAGAGUGGAGAUGGAGGCUUCAGUUCAAGGGUCUAAUCCAUUGAGUAUUCAAAAUGAAAAGCCAAUUCAGAACUUCAUUGAAACUGACACUACAGAAGCUGUAAGAAAUGUACGUCAGCUAGCACAAGCAGAGCACAUAUUAAAAUCUGAGUCCUGUCCGUUUUGGAGCCCUAUUCCAAUCUGGGAAACGGAAACUGGCUACGGUAUAAUGGAAGAACCAGAUCUCACUCUAGUGAGCACUAGUGACAUGAGCAUCGCUGAAACAGAUCUUGCAAACUUAACCCUUGAAGACAGAGAAGACAAUGAAGCACAGAGUUGUUUUCAGGCAGGUGUCAUUCUGCCUACAUCUUCAAUGGAGACCUCUGUUUGUGGAACUGUAUCAGAGCCUUAUGUGGACCAACCCACAGUGGUACCUUCAGCUACAUCAGGUAGUUUACAGGAAGCAUCUAUGACAAGAAAGACACUUAUGGAACGAUCCUACCAGAGGCAGAGAGAGAUCUGGAAUAAAACUCGCCUACCUCAAACCAAAGUUACACAGGCAGUUAACUGGGGUGAAACAGCAAAGAGAAGAGAAAACAAAGCAAGAAAAAGGAUGAGCAGUUCAACAAAGUACAAAUUAAAAAAUAAAGCACUAGAAACUCUAGACAUGCUGACUUCAUACUAAAGGUUCUCUUUUACUGAUUAAGUCAAAUAAAUUGAGGGAUUUGCUGUCCAUCCAGGUCACCUGAAAGACAAUGAGAUUAAUGAUUAGUUUACUUAAGUGAUUCAGGGAAAUGCAUGUUAUCUUCUCAGAAAAACACAGCACUAUCAAAACAGUGCAGGAUUUGUUCUGUGAAGAACAUUAAUCUUUGGUUAUUAUGAGCUGUGGGUUUUAUAGCCCAAAAGCUCUUUGUAUAUGGGGCUCAGGUGGGCAGGUAAAGGUCAAAAUGUAUGCAUAUAUACAUAUACAUAUAUGUAUAUAUGUAUGUAUACGUAUGUAUAUAUACACAUAUAUAUGUAUAUAUAUACAUACAUACAUGUCCACAGCAAAUGAGAAACUGCAUUCUAAAAGCCUUGGUAAUGACCGGCAUAAAAAUAAGCAGCAU